AUGUCGGUUGUGGUACGAAGAUCGAAACGAAAAGCCGCGGAAAUGGGUGCUGAUGACCUAGAUGAGGAUGUGGUGGAAGAGACGGUGGUUGCGCCUGAUGAGGCCACUCCCAUGAACCUGGAAGAGGGUGGAGAAUUUCCUCCUCCUGCGGAACCAGAAGGCGUCGUGGAGGCUCCUCCUCCUCCUCCCGAAGAGCACCAACCACCACCACCACAUGAAGAAGUCGCAGCACCUAUGGAAGUAGUACCCGAAGGAGGAGUAGUGGAAGAAGUUCCGGUGGAGGAAGGUGGUCCUCCCGUUAUCAAAAAGCCACGAAAGGAUAUUGCCGAAGCCGCUGCCAAAUCCGAAGAAGAACCCACUACGACGACCACCGAAGAAGAAAUUGCCAAAACCAUGGUGGAAGCUCAUGCCACCGCAGCCGCGGCCGCGGAAGAAGCCAUGACGGUCAAACCACCCGCUGUAGCCAAUGUUCCCAUGGUACUAGUAGAAGAAGCCAAUAAUAAGGUAACCACCGAGAAUGGGGAACCUUUGACCAUUGUGGAUCAAAACAGAGUCCCGGCGGAGAGUGCCGAAGCCAUGCACAAUAUGCAAGCCAAAGAAGCGGCAGCCAUGGCCACGGAAACCAUGGCAGCACCCGCACCACCGGUCGAACAUCCACCUCCUCCUGAAGUGGCAGCUCCUUCCAUUCCCAUGGAGGCACCCAAACCACCGCCUCUCCCCAAACAAGAGGAAAUGGGAAUUUCCAACAAUGCCAUUGCCGCCGAAGCCGUGGCAGCCAUGGGCAACAUUCCUAUACCCCCUCCUCCACCACCACAACAGCAACAGCAACCACAACCAGAUCACACUACGCCAAUUUACAAAAAGGAACAGGAAGAAUACGAGGAACCAGAUGACGGAUUGGAGAUUCCAGAGGAAGAAGAUAGUAUUUGGAAUGCUCGAUUGUUGGAUCUACUCCUCUACAAGGCCCAGUACCGUACGUUGCAUGUACAGGCCACGUAUGACCAGCCGUUGCAUUCCUGGGUCGAUGUCCAGCGUCGAUUGUAUCGUCGACACCGAAAAGAUCCCAAAUUGGUCAGUGCCGUGACACAGACUCGUCUCACGGCGUUGGAUGCCAUCAACUUUCCAUUCACUCUUCGCGGUGCCGCCCAUUGGGAUCGGUACUAUGCCAAGCUUCAGGAAUUCAACAAAAAGCAUGGCCAUUGCUUGGUCCCCCGCUUGUGCGAGUUUGCGGGCCUUGGAGAUUGGGUCAUUGAUCAGCGUCGUCAAUACAAGUUGAUGAUGCAGGGAAAGCCGUCCGUAUUGGAUCCGGAGCGUCAACGCAAAUUGGAAGAGCUUGGGUUUGUGUGGGUUGUUCGCAACCGUCCCGAAUGGAACAAUCGGUACCAGGAGCUGCUGCAAUACCGUGAGAAAUAUGGCGACACGAAAGUACCCCAGCACUACAAGGAAAUCCCGGGACUGGGCAAGUGGGUGGCCAAGCAGCGAGAGCAGUACCGCCUUUUGUCGCAGGGCAAGCAUUCCUUCUUGACACCCGAUCGUCUUGAAAAGCUGAACGAGGCGGGCUUUGUAUGGAGUGUCCGCAAAGAUACCACGGACGAGUUGAAGGGCAAAAAGGCGCUCGUUGAAGCGGCCCUCAAGAAGGAAGUGGUGCCUACUAUUCCGGUUAUGGUCGAGGAGAAACCCAAGGAAGCAGUUCUCGUGGCGGUAGCUGCACCUGUUCCACCACCUCCUCCUGCCCUUGUUGGUACUGCACAUCCUGGUGCUCCUAAACCGGCAGCAGAAGAGAUGCCCGCUGCAGGAGGACACGUAGUCGUAGAGCAAGAACAUGCGGCAGCACCAGUCCAAGAGGAAGUGAAGAAGGAGGAUGUGGAGAAGAAGGACGAGCCACAGUCCGUUACCGUGUGA
This is a messenger RNA of Seminavis robusta, 1902 nucleotides long. The record is from the annotation of a GenBank genome assembly. NCBI's taxonomy places the organism in Eukaryota, Bacillariophyta, Bacillariophyceae, Naviculales, Naviculaceae.